GUGUACCUCGCUGUGGUGCUUCACUUCAUGACCUCAACAAAGCCUUAAGGAUUGAUCUAAACGCAAAUGUAAGCUGCACCUGGCAAAUUCAGAGGAACGUAAAUCAAACAAUUAGGCUCAUUUUCUCCUAUUUUAAAUUUGCUCCUUCUUCAAGCUGUGAAACAGAAAGUAUUAAAAUAUAUGAUGGUCCCUCAACUAAUUCACCUCUUCUUGGACAAGUAUGUAACGACACUGAUGCAGUCCCAGUACUUCAGUCAUCUUCAGACAGUUUAACUUUUCACAUAACAACAAACUCUGCGGUUUUCACAAGAAACUUCUUUGUCUUCUAUUAUUUCUUUUCGCCAGAAACAAAAAUUGAAAAUUGUGGAGGACACUUAACCGGUCCCAAUGGGACAUUUACGAGCCCCAACUACCCAGCACCUUACCCUGAAUUUACAUACUGCAUCUGGUACAUACAAACAGCAAAAAACUCAAAGAUAAACUUACAGUUCCAGGACUUUUUCCUGGAACUAGACCAAAACUGUCAAUUUGACUUCACAGCAGUCUAUGAUGGCCUCACCACUAACACUGGCUUAAUAGGAAAAGUAUGUGGUCGUGCCCAGCCCACAUUUGAAUCUUCUUCAAAUACGAUGACAGUUGUGUUGUCUACAGACUAUGCCAACUCCUACAGAGGAUUUUCUGCUCAGUACACCAGUGCUCCGCUGCCAGGUCCUGUAGAGCCCGACACAUUCCUCACAUGCUCUUCAGAUAGCAUGAAAAUUGUUCUCAGCAAGUCCUACCUGGCCUCCCUUGGUUACUCUGAAACUCACCUACAGCUGAAUGAUCCAUCUUGCAGACCAGUUGUAAAAGAUUCAGUGAUCUUCUCCUUCCCGUUAGCCAGCUGUGGAACAACUAAAAAGGAGGAAGGUGAAAGCAUCACCUACACCAACAUCAUCUCUCUCUCUGCAACUGGCAACAUCAUCACCCGUCAGAAAAGCGUCCAGAUUAUCGCGAAAUGCAAAAUGGAAAACAACUCAACUGUGGAAGUCAUUUACAUAACGAAAAAUAACAUAAUCCAAAACACAACGGCUGUGGGGAGAUACAACGUCAGCAUGGCAUUCUAUGACUCAAGGUCAUUCUCCAAGCCUGUACGUCAGUCCCCGUAUUACGUAAGCUUGAACCAAACUCUUUUUGCUCAAGUCAGUCUUCAUUCCACUGACCCAAACCUUGUGGUGUUUGUUGAUACCUGUAUCGCGUCUCCACAACCUGAUUUUGGAUCACCAACGUACGACUUAAUCAGAAGCGGCUGCAAUAAAGAUGACACUGUGGUAACCUACCCACCACUCGAACACUAUGGAAGAUUCCAAUUUAACGCCUUCAGGUUCUUGCGGAGCUUUCCCUCGGUUUAUCUCCAGUGUGAUGUUUUAAUUUGUGACAGCAACAACACAAACUCUCGCUGUACCAAAGGGUGCAGCUCCAGGCAAAAAAGAGCUCUUUCUUCAUACACAUGGAAAACCAACACCGUCGUAGGUCCCAUCCGCCUGAAAAGAGAUCUCAGGUCUGCUGAUCACUCAGAUGGAGUAAUGAAGAUCUUCAACAGGAGUGCCACUAAAAUAAAACAAAAGCACAAAGAAACUACAUUCUGUUCCACUGGUAACACGUUACACAUCAAAAAUCAAGACAACAAAGAAGUGAACCGAUGA
Molecule: messenger RNA, 1682 nt
Organism: Antrostomus carolinensis (chuck-will's-widow)
Lineage: Eukaryota; Metazoa; Chordata; Aves; Caprimulgiformes; Caprimulgidae
Gene: CUZD1
Product: CUB and zona pellucida like domains 1
Exons: 8
Source: RefSeq, a predicted model, not a curated record